UGCAGCCUGCCGGAAUAUCAUUCAAAGAAGAAGAAGAAGCGCGCUUUAGCCUGGUUAAGAGGCUAGCUGAUGAUUGACACAGACAGUAAUAAAUCCAUUCAGGACAUCUUCUCAUCCCUUUACAAGGAUUUAUCAUCAUGGCUAAAGCAUCUGAUGACAUCCCUUUGGUGAUCGACCACGCCUUCACUCAUCAGAACUUGCAUCAUUUCUCUGAGAUGAAUCAAGACAGAAUCUACAUGGACUACAAUGCCACAACUCCACUGGAGCCAGAAGUAAUUAAGGCCAUCACAGAAGCCCUCGAGGAUGCCUGGGGAAACCCAAGCAGCAAUCACUUAGCAGGUGCUAAAGCCAAGGCAAUGAUUAGCCAGUCCAGAGAGAGCGUGGCGAGAAUGGUUGGAGGUAGAGCAGAGGACAUCAUUUUCACAUCAGGUGGAACAGAGGCCAAUAACCUGGUGCUCAACACUGCUGUCGAGCACUUCAGGAGAAACUACAGGGCUGCUGAGCAAGGAGAGGGGCAUCACAAUGGAGCCAGUGCCUGCAUUCCUCACAUUAUCAUCUCUAAUGUGGAACAUGACUCAGUCAAACUUGUAGCUGAGAACCUGCAGAAAAAUGGCAAGGCAGAUGUGACAUUUGUACCCGUGUCGAGGGUAACAGCCCGUGCAGAGGUGGAGGAUAUAAUUGCUGCUGUGCGUCCCAACACUUGUCUCAUCUCUGUCAUGCUGGCCAACAAUGAGACAGGAGUCAUCAUGCCUAUCCAGCAGAUCUGCCAGAGAGUGAAAUCCCUCAACAAGCAGCAUGAGAGGUUUCGGAUCCUGCUGCACACGGAUGCUGCUCAGGCUCUGGGGAAAAUCCGAGUAGAUGUGUGUGAACUGGGAGUGGAUUAUCUCACCAUAGUGGGACACAAGUUCUACGCUCCGAGGAUCGGGGCUCUGUUUGUGAACGGCCCCGGGACGAGAACACCGCUGUACCCGAUGUUUUUUGGAGGAGGACAGGAGAGAAACUUCAGACCAGGCACAGAGAACACACCAAUGAUCGCUGGGCUGGGAAAGGCUGCAGAACUGGUGGCCUCUAAUCUGUCAGAAUAUGAGAGUCACAUGCAAUGUAUCAAACUGUACCUGGAACAACGGCUGGAGGCCGUAUUUAAUGAGAAGAUCCGCUUCAACAGCCAUUACCCCGGCUCUGAUAUCCUCCCUAAUACAUGUAACAUGUCCAUCCUGGGCCCAGGAUUACAAGGCUGGAAGGUAUUAUCCAACUGUGAGAGGCUGCUGGCCAGCGUUGGUGCUGCCUGCCAUUCAGACAGUGGACACAGGCCCUCACAUAUCCUCCUGAGCAGUGGCGUCCCCGCAGAGGUGGCAGCUAACGCCCUGAGGUUGAGCGUGGGCAGAGGGACGACUAACGCAGAUGUGGAUGCAGUCGUAGAAGAUCUGAGGGAAACAGUGCAGCUGCUGGAGGAAGCACGCCGAUGACAUAAACACUUAUCCUGGAGGUCAAAUAAGGAUGUACAGAACUGAAAUACAUCUGUGCUUAUUGUUAUAUCAACUGAGAGUGUAAAAUGGAUGAAAUAUUUAAUAUAAGGAAUAAAAGGGGAGAACUGGAGGUAACAUAAGGGGCAAUGUUAUAAAGACAUGAAUGUGCUCAGCUUUCAUCACGUCAUGGGAGUAGCUAAUCAGCUAAUUAAAGUCUGGGGACGUUGAUUAUUGCACACACUUUAAAUAUUUUUAUGAAUCCACUUUGAAGGUCUGUCAGAACUCUAAUGUUGCAGAUUUAUCAGCUGUUAAAUCAUCCCCAUUGAGAGUUCCAUGUUUAACAGUUGUAAAAAAAUAACACUCAUUGUAAUCCACCAUGCCUUGGCUCUGACUUCUCCCAUUACUUAAGUUUCCGUGCUGCCUCAGCUCCCCCAUCUCCAGUGAAGCGGUGGUGCAUGUGCCAGCAUAUGGUCACUGCCACACAAAGGAGAGCAGGAGGCCACGAGUGGAGCGCCUACACCCGUCUUUCAUUACCUUUCUAUCUCGCCGCUCUGACCCCCUCCUCUCUCCCUAACAGCCAUGCUGGCCAGCUGGCUGCUGCUCAGGUGUCACUUUCCUGGCUCAAGUGGAGGCAAUGAGUGCAUGAGUUUUUUGUUAUUAUAUGAGAGUUGAGCAUGAAACAGAGAUGAUAGCCUGAUGGGAUGUUCAGAGCUCCAGGGAGCUUGUGUUCGUGUGCCAUAACCAGCUCAUAGCUGCCAGGUGAUGGUGCUUCACCGAGCCAUCCAGGCUGCUCGAGCUGGGGAUCUUGCUCUCCUGAGGGAGCUCUCAUCUUCUGGUCACCUCUCUUCAGCCAUCACUGAUGUUCAAGGUGCAGGCCCGGUGCACCAUGCUGCAAGGUGCGGACGCCUAGAGUGCCUGGAGUUCCUGGUGGGAGAACUUGGGCUGGCAGGUGACAUCCGGGCCUCGAACAGGGCCACACCAGCACAUGAUGCUGCAGCUACCGGCCACAUCCGGGAGCUGCAGUGGCUGGUGGACCAAGGAGGCUGCAACAUAGAGGAUAAGGAUGCUUCUGGUGCAACAGCGCUCCACCUGGCCGCCCGGUUUGGUUGUGUUGGGGUUGUUGAAUGGCUUCUUUCUGUUGGAGGAGAGGCGGAGCUGGAGACUAACUGUGGAGCUGUACCUGCUCACUAUGCUGCAGCCUAUGGGGACCUUACCUGUUUAAAACUGCUGCUUCAACAUGCACAUGGCUGUGUGAACCAUCAGACCGGACUUGGUGCGACCCCCCUUUAUCUAGCCUGUCAGGAGGGACACCUGCCUGCUGUGGAGUACCUUGUGAAUGACUGCAGUGCUGAUGUCCACCUGAGGGCCCACGAUGGCAUGACCUGCCUGCAUGCAGCUGCUCACAUGGGCCACCAAGCCGUGGUGGUGUGGCUGGCCACCUGCACUGAUGUCAGCCUGUCCUGCCAGGACAGAGAGGGAGCGACUGCUCUGCACUUUGCUGCCAGCAGAGGGCACUAUUGCAUCUUAGAGACACUGCUCCACAUGGGUUCAAAGGUCAUCAAGGAUUACUGGGGAGGGACCCCACUGCAUGAUGCUGCAGAGAAUGGAGAGCUGGAGUGCUGUAAAAUCAUUUUGGCCAAUCAUGCAAACCCCUCAGAUCGUGACGUUGAUGGGUUCACAGCAGCAGACCUGGCAGCAUACAAUGGACACCAUGAAUGUGCCAGAUAUCUCUGUGCCACGGGGAGAAACACAGCCUGUGUGGAUCAGUCCAUCCAGUUGAUUUCUCCAGAAGAGGAAGAGGUGAAAGUGAAGCCAGCUGUGUUGUUGCAGAGCAGCAGGGAGGACUACUACGGCUGCCUUGGUGACACAUGCAGGGACAGCUUCAGCACUGACGCACUCAUGGAUAGCUUGAAGCAACCUGAGAGUGAGGAGUGCCCGCAGGCAAGAUACCCUCAGCCUCCUGACCCUCCUGGAUCCUCUGCCUCAGAAACACCAGCCAAGCCACAGAAAACAAGCGUCACCAAAGUGGAACAAGUUCAAAUUGCAACAUCUGUUAUUAAAGGUUUCAGUCGGCCCAAGGUCGCUGGGAGUACGGUAACCAUCCCUGCUGAUAAGACGCCUGAUGCAAAUACCCUGGCUGAGAGAAAGCUUCUUGGCGACAUGAAGUCUAUAAAAUCCUUGAAACAAUCAGGCUUAUCAGGAGUCUUCACCGGACACGCAAACAAGAUGGUGGUCCUGCCCACUGAGGAGGCCAAUCUGUCUGACAUCGACUACCUGGUGCCCACACAUGACGAGAGAGGCCGUCCCAUUGCUGAGUGGAAGAGGCAGGUGAUGGUGAGACAGCUGCAGGCCAGACUGCUGGAUGAGGAGAAUCAGAGGAGGAAGGAAAAUGGGGACAGAUAUGCCAAAGUCACCUGGAGGUACUCCCAAGCCCACAAUGCCAUCCUGGGGCCCUCUGGUGAGCUGCUGGCCGAGGAUGACCUCAUCUAUCUGGAGCAGCAGAUUGCCAACGUCUCCAUGCAGAGGAACUGUGAAGGCUACGAGCUGGAGCUUGCUCGUCUGGCUGAGGAGCUCCGGCACAUCCUGCCAGCGCCCAUAGUGAACAUCACGGUCAACACGCAGUUCAGAAACUUCACAAGUCACGUUCCUCUGCCUGUUUGGUGUGGCCGUAUCUCUGGCAUCGUAAAGAGCAUGUCUCUGCUGAUGACCAACCUGACGGACCAGCCCUACUGUAAGAUGCCCAACACAGACCUGAUCACUGUGUUCUCUCAGACACCAGAAAGACAGAACUCCAUCAGAGGACGCAGGGAAAGGAUAGAGGAUGAAAUCCAGCAGUUUGGAGUGUCUGUUAGGACUCUGAAGUCUAAUUUUGAGACACAGAGCUUACCUUUGUCACAUGAGCUAAAGGAGGCUGUUGUUUUAAGUCCUUCCCCACAACUGGAGGCCAUCGAGUCGGAGGAACAGCCCGAAGUCUUGAGUCCUGCCCAAGAAACAGAUCAGAACAGUGACUCCGGCAUUGACAACGAUGAGAAUGUGACAGACGUUCAAGAGACCACCAGCCUCAGAAAGGAGCGGAUCGUUGUUCUGUUCUUAGGCCACUGGAAGAAGUCUGCCUACACUGUGGCACUGAAGAGUAAGGAUGCAGCAGAGAGGAAGAUGAGCGGUGGGGACUCAGGGACGGGCAUCAAAUGUGGGUCUGUUAGCAGUGUCAGCGAGGAGAGCGCUCAGUCAAAGAUGUUGAACAGCUCUCUGGGUCAUUUCUUCAAGCAGAGGAGUGCUGUCAACAAGAUGCUGGGGAACUGGAGGAGCAUGAUCUCCAGUGUCCCGUCAAGACAGAUUCGCAGACUCCACAGGCAGCAAGCCCUCUACUCCCCGGAGCAGUUCCUUCCUCGUCUGGACGGCGUGCCCGUGGAGUACGACAACCUGACCCUUGACCUCUUCAUGCUGGGCUACUUUCACAUCCUGGAGCUGGAGCUGCCCGUAGACGAACGCAAAAUGAGGCACCUGCUGUGUUUCGAGGUGUUCGACCACAUUGGGAGCUUCCCCUGGGAGAUGGUCAGGGACUUCCACAAGGCCGUCAUGCAGGACAUCGAGGACGGGAACCGUGAGUGGAAGGACGGCUUUGAGGACAUUAAAGUCAAGUUCUUUGGAAACACUGUGAGUCAAUCUGAAAGCAGUGCAGAAGUAGUGAAACACAUCCUCCCAGAGAUUAGACAGGUCCCUAAAGUCAUCGUGCAGACACCCACACCCGAUGAGGGGAUGCUCCACAGUGGAACCGACAUUUCCAGUUUUAGCAACGAGGAAAUCUGUAAAUACAUCGACCGCAGUUUUGCUUUCUGGAAAGAGAAGGAGGCUGAGAUUUUUGAUUUUGAGUAGUUGAUUGUGUCAUCUUUUUUAAACUUUUGUAUUGUUUGUAGUUUGGUGGCAUAAAUGGGUGCUGGGUAUCAACCCAAAACUCCAAAUGCUGUUUGAAUUUUGAAUUGAAUUCUUGUGUUUUUAAAACUAUCAAGUACCAAAAACUAGCACAAAAUGCUGGGCCAGAUAGAAGCCUUGUUUACUGAAUUUAUUAGAAAGACAUUGUCUCAUUUGAAUUAUGAAUUUAUUAAUUUUAUACUAUGUCAUGGUGUUAAACUGCGAUCAGAAGUUUGGACUCCACAGUAAUGUUGAAAAUAUGUUGUGGAGCACAUUUAUCACAUUAUAAGAUUUUUACUGCUAGUAUCAAACUCAGGUAUCAAAUUCACCAAAACUCCACUAAAAGUCGAACCAUCCCCAACACCAUCACAGAGACCAGGGUUCACACUGCCCCUGAUGUCUUGUGAGGGUUCACUUGUUUACACAGAGAUUAGGAUUUUUCAAAUUUAAUAAGACAGACUGUAAUUGAAAAUGUUCCCUUCACAGAUUUGUUAGGAACACAGCGUUCUGGCAUUUCUGCAGAACAAAUCAUCACACAGAUACUGUGUCAUCUCCCUGUCUGUGUACCUGACCACUUUUAUUCUGAAAGUCUUGUUUUACAAUACAUCUUGUUGUUGUUUCUCACCUUUUUACAGCCUUUGUAUAUCAAUUUUCAAAUUAAAGAAUGUUAUAGGCAAACA
This is a messenger RNA of Notolabrus celidotus (New Zealand spotty), 6058 nucleotides long. RefSeq names its product espin-like protein. Gene Ontology annotation, biological process: actin filament bundle assembly. The transcript is spliced from 23 exons. The coding region runs from base 2229 to 5342 and encodes 1037 amino acids. NCBI's taxonomy places the organism in Eukaryota, Metazoa, Chordata, Actinopteri, Labriformes, Labridae. Gene Ontology annotation, molecular function: actin filament binding. Gene Ontology annotation, cellular component: cytoplasm. The record is from RefSeq and is a predicted model, not a curated record.